This is a messenger RNA of Harpegnathos saltator (Jerdon's jumping ant), 1156 nucleotides long. RefSeq names its product transcription initiation factor TFIID subunit 1. The coding region runs from base 322 to 942 and encodes 206 amino acids. Lineage: Eukaryota; Metazoa; Arthropoda; Insecta; Hymenoptera; Formicidae. The record is from RefSeq and is a predicted model, not a curated record. The transcript has 4 exons.
GGGCGCUACACCCUCGCCACAACAUGGCCGUCGCAGCCUGACACCCCGUGCGAGUCUCGACGCACCCUGUGUUUCGCGUGUCGUCAGGAGGAUUGUGGCCACUCGUUAGCGAGAGAAUCACGUGAGUACGAGGCGACAGGCAGCUGCGACGAUCUCGCGAGCGAGCGAGCGAACGGACCAUCGCGAGGAUUCGCGAGGGAGGAGGCGCCGCCGCCGCGAAAAAAUUCGCGUUGUCAAGAGCGAACGAGCGUUAUCCGACAAGGCACAACGACGACGAAGAAAUCCGUCAAGCUGGCGCCGUUCAAGUUACGCUUCUCGAAGAUGCUGAAGUCGCGGAGCAGCGGCGAUAACCGCAGCAACAGCGUGGAGGCCGAGGAACAGCAACGGCAGCCGAUCGAUCGUUCGUCGCUGCCGUCGGACGCGGACGAGUACGAGUACGACGCGGAUACGGCCGAGACCAAAGCCGAAGACAAGAACUGUUUGUCGGUGAGGAACGAGCAGACGAUCCCCAGCUCGCCGCCGCCUUCGUACGAGCACGUUCUUGAGGAGACACGAAUGGGAUCGUCGACCGUCGCGUUACGACGAGAGGCGAAGGAGGGAAGCAGGGAGAACGAAAAGAGCACAGGGGACGCCGAAGGUGGAGACGCGGGCGAUGACGGCGGCGGCGGACCCGGCGGCGGCGGCGGCGGCGGCGACAGGAGAGCGGCUAAAGGACCUAAGAUUCUACACAAAUCGAGCAAAGAGUUCUACAAGGCGAUGGCGAAACAGUGGGGCAUCACUUGCAAAAUGAGCGAUCACUGCAGGUGCUUGGAUUGCCAGAGCCAUUACUUCGACUGCGACUACGAGAAGGACGAGCAAGUGAAGGGCGACGGCGGCCUCAGCGCCGGGACACCGAUGUUCAUCUCCGAGGUGAUGCACGGUAGCGCCUGCGCCCUUCUGUAAGAACGUCGCUCCGGUACCGCUUCUCCCGACGGGCAGGACUUCUACCUGAUUGUUACACGCACAAAACGAGAGUCGACGCCUAAUUAAGCGCGGCGAGUCAGCCUCGGCGAGAGUGCGCGCGCGUCGCGCGUUAUGCAUUUAUAUAUUCUAUUACCCAUAAAACGUACAUGAUGCGCGCGUGUUACGGCGAGAGAGAGAGAGAGAGAGAGAGAGA